Symbiodinium sp. CCMP2456 is the source of this 898-nucleotide messenger RNA. NCBI's taxonomy places the organism in Eukaryota, Dinophyceae, Suessiales, Symbiodiniaceae. The record is from the annotation of a GenBank genome assembly.
GAGAGGGUUCACCUUGGCGCCUUCGAAUGGUCACCGCUACCUCAUCGUCGCUUGGAUCUUCCUCGGAAUUUUGGUGGCGCUUGUGGCCUUGGCCUUCUCACCCGAGCCGCAGGUGUCCAGCUGGCUCCGAAAGUUUGCCAUACUCGUGUGCUCUGCAUCCUACAUCAACGGGGGCAUCUCGAAAAGUCUGAACAGCCAUCCAUUCCUGAACUGGCUCGGUGGCGAAGCGCUGCAGAAAGCCACCUUCUGCAACGCAGCCGUCUUCAACGCCUACAAGGGGGUCCCUUUUCCGUGGCUCUCAAGGCAUGUCGCCGAGGAGAUUUCUUGGGCUCGGCUCCUCUGCGCUUUCAACCUCCUGCUGGAGCUUCCCCUGUCUUUCUUCGCGCUCUUGGGCGUGGGCUGCUUUGGGAAGCUUGGCCCGUUGCGGAUGCUUUGGUGCUUUGCUGCCUGCUGCUUCCACUGCGGUGUGAACUUGAUCUGGGGAAGCAUGCAGGCCAGCAUGUACAACUUCGAGACGUGGAUCAUCCUGGUGCUCGUGGUGGACGUCUGCGGGAAGGGCCUCGUAUGGCCAGCGUCCAGCGCGACGACAUCGGGAGCUAAGGCAGCUUUGCCAGCGUCACCUGCAGCUUCCCAGGACACCUUGACGGCGCUCUCGCUGAUGUGCUCCUCGUGUCUUUUCGCCUGGAUGACCGUCGCACUUCUCCACCAUUUCGAUGAUCCCAAGUGGCCAAUCACUUCGGUACCCAUGUUCUCGAUGCUUUGUGGCACCAUGGGCUGCGACGAGAGCUAUCGCUCAAGCACCUACCAACUGCCAGGGUAUUUGGCAAUCGUGCUGAGUCUGGCAGGCACAUCCAUCGUCUUCAUGCAACCACCAGCAGCUGGCAAAUCUACGGCUUAG